UAAGAAAACACACAUAAAACAAGCUUAACUAACGCAGCUUGUUUAUUCCCCCCAUUCACUCAAAUCGCUCUUCAAUGCUCUGUCAUUGUCACUCAGACACUUUCUCUCUCCUCUCUCCUCCCACCUCCUGACCUCCCCCUUUCUCCUUCCAUUGCUGAAAAUUCACAACAAUUCAUUCAAAAUUCCAUCGCCAUUACUGUACCUUAAACCCUAGCUUAGGGUUUUAGCUUCAAUUUGGGGAAAAUUUAAAAUUAAUUUCAUCAUCUUCACCAAAUCAUGUUGUAGUAAGCUUCGAAUUUUUUAUUAAUCGGAAGCCAUGGUUGAUGCUACAGAGAUUAAGCUCAAGAAAGUUGCCGUUACUGAAGAAGAUGUCUGCACUCUCUUACAGAGGUAUUCAGCGACGACAGUUUUGUCGCUACUUAGAGAGGUUGCGCAAUUUCCAGAGGUGAAAAUUGAUUGGCAGGCGUUAGUGGAGAAGACGAAAACUGGAAUCAAAACUGCUAGGGAGUAUCAGAUGUUAUGGCGUCAUUUGGCUUAUCGCAAACCCUUGAUUGAGAAUGUUGAUCCUGAGGAUCCACCUUCGGAUGAUGAUAGUGACCUGGAAUAUGAAUUGGAAGCACGUCCCCCAGUUAGCAAUGAAGUUGCUACAGAGGCUUUAAACUGUGUAAAGGUGCUUGCUUCUGGAUCGGCUAACCAGUCUAGUAUCCCCAACAGCUCAAGUGUGGAGGGUAGGGCACUUAAUAUUAAUUCAUCACAUGUUUCUUCAGAAUUUCCCCAAGCUUCAGGAAACUUUGGCGAAGGGCUGGAUGCAAAUGGAUUACCAAUCAAUCGGAAGCGAAGAAAACCAUGGUCGGAGGAGGAAGAUCUAGAACUGAUUACUGCCGUUCAAAAAUUUGGUGAGGGAAGUUGGGCGACUAUCUUAAAAGGAGAAUUCAAGGGGAAUAGAAACGCUACUCAGCUAGCUCAGAGGUGGAAUAUUAUUAGGAAGAAACAGGGCAUCUUAAAUAUUGGAGGGACCAAAAUAGCUAGCCCACAACCUACGGAGGCUCAGCUGGCUACCCGUCGUGCUCUUGAUAUGGCUUUCAAGGACAAGCUAUCAACUGGUUGUAGCACUGUUGGCAAUGCACCUGCUGGAACUACUUCACCUAAAAUAAGUGUCUCAAAAACGGACUUGCCAAUUACCGGAGCUUCUGUUCCAUCAUCCCAGCCGCAGUCCUCGCCAGUCACCGACUUAACAUCAUCUGUGCCGAAGGCUCGGCCUCAGAAAAAGGUAGGUCAACCAAGUGUCGGUACUGAUUCCAUUCAAGCUACUGCAGUAGCUGCAGGGGCCCGAAUUGUCAGUCCCUCAGCUGCUGCAUCUAUGUUCAAGGCUGUACAGUCAAAAAAAGCAUUGCAUAUAAGAGGAGGUGAUUCUUUAAUCAAGACUUCUGCUGUGGGGUGUUCAAGCCCUCUGCCUCCCAAUGUACAUUUUAUACGCACUGGGUUAUCUUCGACACCAACUUUCACGGCUUCUGCAGGAACUGCAUCCUGUGUUGCAGGGCAACAAGCCAAGAGUAAUGGUGCAAUAAAGCCCCCUGUUCCUCCAGCUGCAGUAUCUCAGCUUCCGAAAGCAAGAACCCCAUCUGCUGUAGGAAUGGAGCUAACUACUGCUGCCCAGCAGAUGGAAAAUAGAACUUCAACUGCAGUAAAUGUUCAAGGCUCAGAUACUAAAUUGACCAGAGUCCAAGAAGAUAAUGCUUCCCCUCCCCAAUGUUUGCCAGACUCAUCACUUGAUAAGUGCCGGGCAACAUCUACUGGUGCAGAUGUGGGUCUUAGUAAAUGUAUGGUCAGUAUUGGCAGUUCUCAAUCUGCAAAUGUAGCCAGGAAUGAAGUUAAAGAUGAUGCUUGCAAGAAGAUCUUUGAAAGUUCAGCCCUAAAAAGUGAUAAUGAGAAGCUCUCUGCCGUUCAGAAUCUUCAAAGUGGUAUCUCAGGUGUGAAAGGAACACCUGAAGUUCCACCAAGCAGGAUCGUUGAUGAGGGUGCUGAAAAGAUGGAGGUUUCAAAGGAAGUAUCGGUUAGUGUCAAAAUAUCUAACCAAACGAACUUAUAGUAUUGUGGUUAGGUCUAUAUAUGUAAAUGUCUGCCAUUUUUCUCUGCUUAUUGUUGUGUCUGUGUUUAUAAAUAGUGGUUCAAGUUCUGUUUGGCAACUGUUCAAUACUUUUAUUUGAAACAUUACAUUGAAAGUACAUUUUUGUAUGAUCAUAUAGUCACUACUUUCCUCUAAUCCUCUGGUUGUAAAGAAAUCAACUCCCCCCCCCCUCCCCCUGCGGCUUUAUUGUAUUUUUAAAGCAUGAAAUCAUAAUUUCUUGCUAUAUGAAGGUUUGGGGGAGUAUCUAAAGCUUGAAUUACAGUACAAGAGAUGAUUUUUAAAGAUUAA
This is a messenger RNA of Chenopodium quinoa (quinoa), 2416 nucleotides long. RefSeq lists its product as uncharacterized. The coding region runs from base 317 to 2089 and encodes 590 amino acids. The record is from RefSeq and is a predicted model, not a curated record. The transcript is spliced from 6 exons. NCBI's taxonomy places the organism in Eukaryota, Viridiplantae, Streptophyta, Magnoliopsida, Caryophyllales, Amaranthaceae.